Messenger RNA from Cetraspora pellucida, 597 nucleotides. NCBI's taxonomy places the organism in Eukaryota, Fungi, Glomeromycota, Glomeromycetes, Diversisporales, Gigasporaceae. The record is from the annotation of a GenBank genome assembly.
AUGUGUGAAUCAGUACUAUACAAAUGUGAAAAGUUGGAUAUUAAUCAUGCUCUUGAAGGUCAAUUAGAUUUAAAUGAAAAUGAACUAAUUAAUAGUCAGAAGGCAAAAAACAUUGAAGAUUUUUAUGAUUAUUGGCAAACAUGUUUAAAAGAACUUUUAAAAUUGGUCUCAAAAGAGCAAUUAAAGAAGUCUGGAAAGUUAUUCCAUACAUGGCAUCAAAUUUUUAUUUGUCACUACUAUUUCAAGUUAAUGAUGGAGAAUGUGAAUGCAUUAUUUUAUAUUAUGUUAAUGCCAACAAGAUGGUUACAUAAUGAUGCUUGGAGAUGUAUUGAUUCAAUAUAUGAUGAGCCAUUUAUUGGCACAUCAUCUUUGCAACAUCAAGGUGAUAAUAACAUACAAAAACUUAUUCCUAGGCAUUAUUAUAAUGUUCAAGAAAUUCAGGUCCGAAACUAUUUACAAAAAAAAAUGGAUUAUGGUCAUUUAAUAGGUCAUUUUAAGAAAGCAUUAAGCUACUCAAUGGAAGAUAAUGAUCAAAAUGUCUUGAAUAAACUUAUCUUAAACUAUAUUACUAAAAAAGAAGAAGUUCGAAAUGUUUAA